Messenger RNA from Salvelinus sp. IW2-2015, 1144 nucleotides. NCBI's taxonomy places the organism in Eukaryota, Metazoa, Chordata, Actinopteri, Salmoniformes, Salmonidae. The record is from RefSeq and is a predicted model, not a curated record.
AGCGUUUGACAAACAGGACAACUGUGAGCCUACCUGGAAGGAGCGUUUGACGCUGUGAGCCUACCUGGCGACCUCUUCACUGAGAUGCGAAGACGGUUCUCGAAGUCGGGGGUGCCGACCCCAAAAACCUCUGAACCCCAGGGAGUGCCUAUCCCGAUGUCUGCUGAACGACCCCAAACUUCCUCUGUAGCCUCCUCGCUCCCUACCCCAAGCCUUGCUGCGGCGCUAGCCCGACGAAGGUUCACCCUGAGCGGGGCGGCUGACAGCCAGAACCAAGGACUGACGGUCUACUGCAGAAUGCCAUUCUCUCGUAGCUUCCUGUCUGAAGACCAGUUCCAGUGUUCCAUCUGUCUGGAUAUCUUCAUAAACCCCGCCUCCACUCCAUGUGGACACUCCUUCUGCAUGGCCUGCAUUGGUCGGUACUGGGACGGUGCUAAGCUCUGCCAGUGUCCCCUCUGCAAAGAGACCUUUAAGAAACGCCCGGACCUCCAGAUUAACCGGACCCUCAGGGAGAUCACAGAGCAGUUCAAGUCCAUGUCCGGGGUGUCUCGGUUGGGCAGCGGGAGGUGGAGAGAUGUCCUAGGGGCUGGAGGAGGAGGAGGAGGAGGAGAGGAAGCAGACCAUCAGGAUCCCAGCACCAUAGAGAGGGAGUGGAUGGACACUAAGACCCAGCUACAUAUGUCUGAGGCAGAGAUCCAUCAGCUGAUUCUACAGAGACAGAGGAAGAUGGAGGAGAUAAGUUCAUCACUGGCUCAACUACAGCUUUCGGUGGAACGUGAGACAGCAGGCGUGAUGUGUGUGUUCAGUGCGUUGGUGUGUGCGGUUGAGAGGUCGCAGGCGGAGCUCAUGGAGGUGAUUGAGAUGAGCAGGCGGUUGGCAGAGCACCAGGCGGACGACGUGAUUCGUCAGCUGGAACAGGAAGUGAACGAGCUUAGGAAGAGAAGCCACGCCCUCUCCCAGCUGGCCCAAUCAGACGACUACGUUCAUUGUAUCAAGAGCUACCCUGCACUCUGCACCCCUCCACCAAUCAGAGACUGGUCUGGGGUGUCGGUGAACCCUGACCUGGGAACGGUGCCCAUCUAUACAUCGUUGUCUGUCCUGGUCCAACGUUUCCAGGAAGAGAUCAGCAGGAUGGUUGAAUUUG